GCCGAUGGGACUUUGUCGCUCACCAGGCCCAGCGCGGAGGGAGAAGCAGGGCCGGGUUCGGUUCGGCGAAGCAGCGUAUCCCUCCGCACCUAAAGCGCGGAGUCGUCGCCCGGCCGUGCAGAGGUAACGGGCAGGUACAGGCGGCGGUGAUUGGCCCGGCUUGCUGCGGAGGCGGGCCCGCACGGUCGCCAAGUAACGGGAGGGCUCCCUGGUUCGGAGAGGGAGAGCAGCAUCGGCAGCUGUGUUAGGCUGAGCCAGGUCAUUGGCCCGCCUGGGUCAGCGUUGGCUGCACUUGACUGGCAGGUGGGCACUGCAGGGUUUUCUCGGGUGGGAGGCGCAGCGUUUGGGAAUCGAACCAGGGACUUUCUGCAUGCGGAGCAGGCGCUCUUUCCCGCUGGGCUACGGCCCGCACCCGGGUAAGUUCUCCCGAGCAAAGCCUUAUUGGCAUUUUCUUGGGUGAUUGAUUGAUUAUUUGGUUGGUUGGUUGGUUGAUUGGGUUAUUUAUUGCAUUUGUUUAUUUAUUGCAUUUUAUUGCAUUUGUUUAUUUAUGUAUUGCGUUUUAAUGUAUUUAUUGCAUUUUAAUGCAUUUAUUUAUUUAUUGCAUUCCGUUGCAUAUAUUGCAUUUUCUCUACGGUGCUCAGGUGGUGCGCAUGGUUCUCUUCUUAACCACCCAGCUGCUCCCCCUCGUUUAAUCUCCCACAACAUUUGUUUAUUUAUUGCAUUUUACUGCAUUUAUUUAUGCAUUGCAUUUUAAUAUAUUUAUUUUUUAUUGCAUUUAUUUACUGAAUUUUAAUGCAUUUAUUUAUUUAUGGUUCUCUUCCUAACCACCCAGCUGCUCCCCCUCGUUUAACCCCCCACAACAACCCUGUGAGGUGGGUUAGGCUGAGACGCCCAAGGUCAAACCAAUGAGUUUCAUGUGGUGGAGCAGGGAUUUGAACCCUGGUCUCCCAGGUCCCAGCCUGUGUGACACCGACUCUCCUUGCAAGAAAAAGGAAAGUUCCCAUUCACUUCUAUAAGGUUUCCGGGUGGGUUGUGCCCUCAUUGUUGCUCAUCCUGAUGCUCCCAAACUGCUCAGCUCUUAGUUAGGUUCGCCAUUAUGGACACCUGGGGUUGUGCCCCAAAAGUUCUGCUCAGAGUAGAUCCAUUGCAUCUAAUGGACCUAAAUUAGCCAUGUCUGUGAACUUCAGUAGGUGUACUCUGAGUAGGGUUGGUGUUGCUUACAGGCUCCUGUAUUUGGCUGGCAAAUGGCCAGUGAUAAAGAUCUGUGAUCUCCUUUCAUGCCCAUCUCGCCUCUGUCUUUUUUUCUUUCCAAUCUGCUGAUCCUUUCCCUCACUUGCUUUUCAACUAUUUCCCCCAUCAAUAUGCACAAUCAGAAAUUUCAGUAUUUUUUAUGUAAUUACAUCGACAAAACAAUAUCAUCAUGAUGGUGAUGGUUCGUGAAAAUAAAAUUCCAGAAUAAGUGUGGCUUAGUGAAUGUGACUUUACUAUUCAGUGUUUUGCUCCGGAGAAUUGUAACAGGUUUGUGUGAAUUGGAUAAUAGUUUUGGUGUAGUUGGAGACUAAAUCAGGCUUUCCAAACCUCUGUAUUUAGAUACAGUACAAUAUUUUUGGCCCCUCUUCCAGAUUCUAGGGGGUGAGAAGUUUGAGAGAAGAGGAGGGUUACAGAUCUCCUUUUCCACCAGAAAGCACGAGGUAGAAAAAAUAAGCAGCACUAUUCCAUCUCUUGCUGCCUUUGGUUGCAUGUAAGUUGUCAUUCUUUCAAGUUAUAGUUAUUCCAUCAGACUACCUGAAUUGUUUCCAUCCCAGCCAGUUUUCGAAUUUUUAGAUUUCUGGCCCUGCCUCUCCUAUACAUACUGUUCCCCCCCCCCCAAAAAAAUUUCUUCUUUGCCUGCUGUAAGCAGCUCUAUGUGUUGUUGUUGUUGUUGUUUUGUUGUUGUUGUUGUUCUUCUUCUUCUUCUUCUUUUUCUUCUUCUUCUUCUUCUUCUUCAUCUACCUUUUUCCCUUACAGGGACUCAAGGUGGCUUGCAGAUAAAAAUAAGAACAGUUAAAAACAUGGGAGGAGGAAAGCAAACAUUAAAAACCAAUUAAACAUUGUUAGAAUUAAAACUCUUUAUUAGAAUCACAGAGUUGGAAGGGACUCUGAAGUCCAACUGCCUGCAAUGCAGGAAUGUCAUCUAAAGUAUGCAUGACAGAUGGCCAUCCACCUCCUUUCAGAAUACUGUACACUCAACGUACACUUUGCCCUGGUUCAGAAUGAAAAUCAUAAAUUCCACCCUGUUAAAAAUGGGCUUCCAGGUGAAUUUUGAACACUGGUUCCAAAUACCACCUUCCACCCACAGGCCCUUGUGACCUUUUAAACACCCAUUUUAUUAAUUAAAAGAACAGUUGCCUGUGAGUGGAGUGUUGCAUUUGCUUAAGAUGAUGACUAGAUUAGCAUUGUGGAACAUGGUUCAGGAAAAAAAUGGCCGUUCAUACAAGCCUCUUAUGCCAAUUUCUACCACUGAGUGAGGUUUUUAAAACUGCAGAAGAGAAGUGUACAGGUGAAACUCGAAAAAUUAGAAUAUUGUGUAUUUAUUUGUUAUAAUUGUGAUGAUCAUGGCGUACAGCUGAUGAAAACCUCAAAGGCUUGCCGUAUCUCGCUUUGCAUGUCAUGAGUCUAUCUCAUACAUUAGUUUCACCUUUUAAGUUGAAUUACUGAAAUAAAUGAACUUUUCCACAAUAUUCUAAUUUUUCGAGUUUCAACUGUAUAUUGACAGUGCUGACAGUCACAGUCUUAACAGUGGUAGAACAAUAUAUCUGUUAAAGCUAUUAAAACCCUACAAAUGAUUACAGUAAAAACAACAUGGCACCAACCCUUUCAUUAUACGUGCGCUAUAAAUGUGCAAACAAACAAACUGGAACCUUUAAGAACUGGUGCCCGAACUUGCCUCUUUCUUCCUCCCUCACCCCCAUCCCUUUUUCGCGUGUCUUCUGUCUUUUAGAUUUGUAAGGCUGAAGACAAGAACUGACUACUGGCUUUCGUACGCCACACAGGGAGCCUUUUCUAAUAAAGCCUAUUGGGACUCAAAUGGCGGACAGUAAUUGGAACUGGAGCUAAUGAGUCAACAAAUGAGGCAGAGUCAACUACAGUAGUACCUCGGGUUAAGUACUUAAUUCGUUCCGGAGGUCCGUACUUAACCUGAAACUGUUCUUAACCUGAAGCACCACUUUAGCUGAUGGGGCCUCCCGCUGCUGCCACGCAGUUUCUGUUCUCAUCCUGAAGCAAAGUUCUUAACCCGAGGUACUAUUUCUGGGUUAGCGGAAUCUGUAACCUGAAGCGUAUGUAACCCGAGGUACCACUGUAAUUUUAGUUUUCUCCCCAUCUUCCUCUCUGUUGAAGUUCUUUGAGGGCAGCACUGAGGCUGAGGAAGAGAAAACCAAUAGGCAGUGCUACCCCCUGGUCUUGGGUGUAAGAAAGAAGGCAGGUAUGGGCAGGCUGAGAUGAUGAUGAUGAUGAUGAUUUUUUUUGUUUGUUUAUACCUCACCCAUCUGGCUGGGUUUCCCCAGCCACUCUGGGUGGCUUCCAACACAAUAUUAAAAUACAGGAAUUCAUCAAACAUUAAAAGCUUCCCUGAACCCUAAAGAUGGGUGAGGUAGUGGCCCCUUCAUAUUGGUGGACCAGCCUCUACUGGGUAAAAAUGCUUUAAGUAGGUUAGGGCACCUGGCCAUUAUUAUUAUUAUUAUUAUUAUUAUUAUUAAUUAAAUUAAUUAAGUUUGUAUACCCUCCUUCAUCUGUAGAUCUCAGCUUAAAAAUACAAGGAAAAAACACAAAAUACAUAAUAAAAACAAGAACAAAACAAUAUUCCCCGUCCCACCAAAUGCAUGUAAAAGGAUAUAGGAUGUUAUUCAGCCUGGUUGAAGAGGAACGUUUUCGCCUGGUGCCUAAAGGUGUGUAAUGAAGGCGCCAGGCGAACCUCCCUGGGGAGAGCAUCCCACAAGCAGGGAGCCACUGCAGAAAAGGCCCUAUUCUCGUGUUGCCAUCAUCUGGACUCUCGCGAAGGAGGCACACAAAGAAGGCCCUCAGAUUAUUAUCUGUCCAGGACAGUUUAUAUGGAGAGAGGUGGUCCUUGAGGCGUUGCAGUCCUGAGCCGUUUAAGGCUUUAUAGGUCAAAUCCAGUACUUUGAAUUGGGCCGGGAAGCUAAUUGGCAGUGAGUGCAGUUGGGCCAGGAUAGGUAUAAUAUACUCAAACCAUGAGCAGCCUGGCCUCCGAAUUCAGCAAAAAAAGGGGGGGGGGAGGACACCAAAAACAGCUAUUAAAAUAACGGUAGACCAAACAAACAAACAAAAACAGAGCUUCAAAGUUCUGAAGUUUUCAUGAAGGAAUAAAUAUGAAUGUUUUCCCCUUGAUAAAGAUAUAUCUGAAACACACAGUGAACAGUUCACUCUUCAUAGCUGCUUUUUGUGUGAGUAAAACCUGCAAUUAAAUGGAUGCUGUGUGUGUGUUUAGUUCCUUUGAAGUACAAUUCCUUUCUCGUUUUAGAGAAUGAUAUUCUUCCACCAUUCUGUUCUGAAGAAAUGCACUUCUGAUCUAAAAGAGUUCACAUUUUAAAGGAAAGCGGUGAUUGUGCACAUUAAAGUAUUGUUAGAUAUGUAGAUAAAACAAAAAUAAAUAAUAGGUGUAUCCAAAACUGGUGAUGUUUGAUAUAACCACAAGCAUGACUGUGAGACGAAAUCAUUGGAGAAAAAACAGUCUUUCAGAGCAUUGAGCCUAAAUGCUUUAUUGUGGUGUAAAGCUAUGAGGGGCAGAGACCACAUUAUCUGAUACUUUACAAAUCUUGCACAUACUGUAUGAGGAGACCCACAAGAUGUAUUUGCUUGUUUAUUGCUUUGCUAGUCAGUAGCAGCAAAGACUGCUCACUGCAACAUUUUGGUGGAACAGCAGAGCUAUUGCACUUUUGCAGUCUGGCCACUCACAGCAGAAGGUGAGCUGGCAGAUUAUGCCCAGCUCAGCCCCACCCUAAGAACACCCCAUUUUGGAGCUUUCUGCCAGGCACUGCCAGCGGGAAUAUUAAUUUUAUUUAUUUAUUUCAUAAAAUUUAUACACUGCUUGGUUGUAAAAUAAUAAUAAUAAUAAUAAUAAUAAUAAUAAUAAUAAUAAUAAUAGAAGAACUGGUUUACGCAUUGUGGUUUAUUGCGAAUGAGCAGCUCAUGGUCUGGAGAGAAGCAAAACUGCAAGUGCUGGCUUCACAUGUAAUGCUAAGCCAAGGCUCUUGGUUUGUUGCACCUGGCUGCAGGCAGGGUGGAGCAAAAUGGGAGUGAUUUAUUAACAGGAAGGCAUAAACCAUGGCUUACCAUCAUGUGUGGAUCAGCUCAGUGUCUGAGGCCGUGUACAGCAUUCAAAAUUUGCCAGGCGCCUGUUGUAUCUUGCAGCUGGCUAUUGGCGGCUAGCGACCAAGUGAAGAUGCCUGGAUGAUGCCAGGAUGAUGCCCGCUGUCUCCACCAUCUGGAGGUGCAUGCCUGGGGAAUCCUUGGAUCUUGACUGUUUUCACAUCCUGUCGAAUUCUAUCCGUUAUAUUUUGUAUGCGCAAUCGGAAUGAAUUUUAGGAACCCAAAAGUCAUAUUGAAAAAUACAACUUUUGAGUCACCUGGCCCAAAAAUGGCAACUAGGCAUUCCGUUUUGGUGACUUUUAAUCCUGGUUUAAGGGGUCAUUUGGCUCCUAGCUUAUAUAUCUGAAUUUCUAACACUGACUGGCUACACAUUUCUGUUUACUCUUCAUCCUGUGUCCUGCUGUCCUGGAAAAGCUUGUUUACAUGAUGUCAGCCACAAUCCAUAUCUAUCCUGUAGUUUCUUGUGAAAUACUGCAUUUUGAUGCAUUUCCCCCCAAAAUCAGCUUUGAUUUGAAUUGAGAACUGCUCAUUGGGUAAAGGCAUUCCUGACUGAUCUCUGCAUGCCAUUCACAUGCAGUGAGUGAUGUAGAUACAUCUCAGACUGUGCUUAUGUGAACAACAGGGUGCAAAUGCAUUUAAAACACAGUGAAAAUGACCUUUAAGCUAGUAGUGUGUACACAGCCAUUGUCUAGAAGUUUUGGCAUCCUGGUGUUGAAAUACAUUUAUAAUGUAACACUGGUGUUUAAAAAUACAGUGGUACCUCGGGUUACAGAUGCUUCAGGUUACAGACGCUUCAGGUUACAGACUCCGCUAACCCAGAAAUAGUACCUCGGGUUAAGAACUUUGCUUCAGGAUGAGCACAGAAAUUGCACGGCGGCAGCGGGAGGCCCCAUUAGCUAAAGUGGUACCUCAGGUUAAGAACAGUUUCAGGUUAAGAACGGACCUCCAGAACGAAUUAAGUUCUUAACCCGAGGUACCACUGUAGAUGGAACAGUGGUAGAUAUUUGCAUGCACUGGGUGGGUUAACAGAAUUUUGGCACCUCUAAGGAGGGAGUUGCCAUUGCUUCCUUUCCAUUCUUAAUUUAUUACUGUCCUCUUAGCACUUGCUUUCAAACUUUGGAAACAUUUCAUAGAUAAAUGUAAAAUGCAUUUAUGCUAAAACACUUAGAGCUUGUACUUUGAAAAAGCCGAAGGCUUCUAGAAUAGAGUCAGAGCUGUAUCAUGUUGCAAAUAUUAAUUCAUGCUCAAACAAGAGCAGUUAGAAUGUUGCUUUCUGAGGCCAAAGGAAAAGGACUGGACCCUGAUUAAAAUAAGACACGAGGCUUUGACUGACAGGCUCUCGGAGGAAGUGCAAAGUGUGUAUCUCCACACACCCAUCCAGGCCGUUUUAUUAACAAAAGAACCCUUUACACAGUGUUCGUAAGAACCAAUCAGAUUUCUUCUUUUUUUCUCUCUCUUCAAAAAUUUUUUUAUUCAAAAUUAAAACAAAACAUAUUAUCCAAAAACAUGUCAUCCUUGUUUUUCCCCCAUUUUUCCUCCCUCCCACACAAAACCCACCCGCCCCCACCCCCCAACUUCCCUCAGUUCCAGUCUUUGGUUUCUCUGAGACUGCUGUUUUCUGCAUGUUACAAAGUUGUAUAGCUCCUCAAACUAUUUCGCUGAUUGUUAUCAAUAAAAAGUUUGUGAAUGUUUAUUCAAAACCUGCCAAGGAGUCCAGUUCACUUUGUUGCGUCUUCAAAUACUUUGUAAAGGGUUCCCAUUCAUCUUUAAAGUCACAGUUAUCCUUGUCCCGUAGCUUAUAUGUCAGUUUUGCCAGUUCUGCAUAGUCCAUCAAUUUCUCUUGCCAUGAUUCUUUAGUUGGGGUUUCUUCAGUCUUCCAUCCUUGUGCUAUUAGAACUCUUGCGGCCGUUGUCGCAUACAUGAAGAUGUUUUUCAGCAUUUUUUCAGCAACUGGGCUGUGUACUUGACUUGUCAAGCAAGAGAAAUGGACAGUAGAGGAAAUGGCCAGAGAUGCAGAGGGUUGUGGGAUUUGAUCAGAAAUUAUUGUCAAUGACUCAAACCCAGUCAACUUUCAUAGCGGACACAAUGGCUUGAUGCAUAUUUUAUAAUUCCUCAUAGUAAUCCCAUCUGAUUUUCACACUCUGGAUAUUUGCACUCCUACAUUAGAAGUACCCUGCAAACAAUGCAAGCAUGAUGUGUGCCUAAUAGAUACCGUAUUUUUUGCUCUAUAAGACUCACUUUUUCCCUCCUAAAAAGUAAGGGGAAAUGUGUGUGCGUCUUAUGGAGUGAAUGCAGGCUGCGCAGCUAUCCCAGAAGCCAGAACAGCAAGAGGGAUUGAUGCUUUCACUGCGCAGAGAUCCCUCUUGCUGUUCUGGCUUCUGAGAUUCAGAAUAUUUUUUUUCUUGUUUAGCUCCUCGAAAAGCUAGGUGCGUCUUGUGGUCUGGUGCGUCUUAUAGAGCGAAAAAUACGGUAUUUAAAAAUACUUGAAUGAAAACGGAACUUGAGAACCUGGCAGACAUUUUUAUAACUGCCUUUCAAAAUGUUGCAUACUCUGGUGUCUGGGUUCAGUUAAUUCUUGGGUGAGCUGUGAGGCUGCGCAGAUGCCUCUCUUGCUAAAAAAAACAAAACAAACCCUACAGUGCAUAGUUUUCCUUGGGCUGGAAUAGUGUGAAGAUGUGGAGAUGGCAGGCAGAUGCGGGUGGUGCUGUGAAAUCGUGGUCAUGCCUGCACAGUUUAAUAGCCAGCUGCUCAAGAAACCUGAGAUAAGAUUAUCGAGGCAGAAGCAGACUUGAUUCUCAGGGAUUGAAGUCAUUGGGUCCAGGCAGCAAAUGCGUCAAAUUGUGUCCUGAACACAUAGCUUUUUGUUCUUCCGUAUACGGGAGGAGUUGCUGUUAUCUCUUGACAAUACUGUUGCAGUGAGGAUAAAACAUGGCCUUCACUCCUGACUCCGUGUGGUUUUCUUCAAGGAGGUUUUCAGUAUAUUUCAUGCGCAGAAUGCAGGGACAUAUGCGCACCCACCCUCCAGGGGGUGUUUGCAGUUACAGGCUCUGCUGCCCUGUGGUGAAGACAUAGCCCCCUCUCAUUAUGACAAUCGGUAUUUUAUUUCUGUAGGUCCUUUAUCAGUCAGUGAUCUUGGAUAGCUUUACGACACACAGUGGAAUUCACUUGACCUCUUUAAGGCAGGUGGAGGGUAUGAUGCAAAGCAGUCAUAGAGAAUGAAAAUACCCUCUCUCUUUUUAGAAAGGGGAAAAGCAGCAAAGUGUGAAUUGUAAGUGGAUGCCUUCAAAGCCCAGAAGUUGCUGGGAAAUGUGUUAAGGGAGAGACACAGCUAAUUAUGUGGAGGGCAAAGGAAGUUUCAUACUGUGCGGUCAACCACUUUAAGAGUUCAUCAUCUACUGACUUUAGUCACAGUUAUUGACCUACUUAGAAACUCAUAUAAGCUAAUCGCCAAAUGGCACCUUAAAUCUAGGUUAUGGUCUCCACAAUGGAAUGUCUAGCUGCUUUUUUUUUUUUACAAUAAGAUUUAUUAUUAUUAUUGUUGUUGUUGUUGUUGUUGUUGUUAUUCCGUGCAUUUCUGUAUUGCUUAUAUAUUAAAGAAAAAAAAUCUCCAAGCAGCUUACAACACAUUAAAACAUCAAAUAAUCCAGAAUCUAGCUCAGUUUGGUUAGAUUCUAUUAUUCUGCUCCCAAGCCAGUCAAGAGCUUUCAAUCUUCAGAACAAAUUCAAGCCUCGAGGAAAAUAUUUCAGAUCCUUCUCUAAGUAACGUUUUGUUUUCCCCACAUUUAGUUAUUUGCUUACUUAAUUUAUAAAGCUGCCCCAUAGCAGAAGUGCUCUGGGGAGCCGGUGUGGUUUAGUGGUUAGGGUGUAUCUAGGGUGCGUGGUUAUUUUUUUGCCCUUCCCUUCAAUCACUCCUGCCCUCUUUUUACCAUUACAGUAGCUUGUUCUGGGAAUGCACGCAGGUAUUUCUGUCCCCAUGCAGUUGGCCUGAUUGUCUGCUUUAAGGGCAGAAGUUUCUCUCUCCCAGGGACCUCAGCCAGAACAUAUAACAACAAAAGGCUUGGCACGGUUUCAGUCAGGCUGAGAUCAUGUACCAGGAUAAAGAAGAAGACAUAAGGCUCUUUAGUCGCUCCGGGUGACCUUCGUGAGAAUCCCUUAUACCCCGAUAAGGCUUGGGAUAAUGCCAGACCCUAGAACAAUGAGGAACUGUUUCUGCAAGUGUUUGCCCUGUGAGCAUCAUCCCUGACCACUGGUCCCUGUUAGCUAGGGAUGAUGGGAGUUGUAGUCGCAAAACAUCGGGAGGGCCGAGUUAACCUAUGCCUAGAUUAAAACAAUCGACAAGCAAUAUUCUCAAUGCUUUAAGAGAUACGAAAAAAGGUUUACAAAUGGGUAAAAGCUUAAUGGUAAGGAUUUGCUGAACUAACAAACUGAACUGGAAUACAAAAAAGGGAGGUAUGUGGAGGUCCGGGGAAAUAAGUGUAAGGAAGAUAUGCUAUGGAAAAUUAAUGUGUUUUUAACUGUUUUUAUUUUGUAUGUUUCUUUUUAUUUUUCAUUUCUUUGUUAUACCUUAAUAAGGGUUUUUUUAUUCUUUUUGCUGUAUUUUGUAUUUUCUUGUAUUUUUAUUUUUUGUUUUUGUGUAAUUCUUGUAUUCUUUGAAAUUUUAAUAAAUAUCAUUUAAAAAAAAAAGACAAGCAAGAGAAGAUUUUUGGAAUGUCAGGGAAAAGAUAGAAGUGGCCUUUUCCUUCUCUGGACUCCAUCUUCGCUUCAUCUCUUUUUCACAGAUGCAGUUUAUUCUUGCGUCCUUUGAUAGCAUAUCUUCUCUGGAAUACACACAGAGAAGAAAACUUUGCCUUUAGCUUCCAUUCUUACUAGUUGUAAUAAUUUUACACCAAGUGAAGCUUAUCCACCCUGAGCCCGGUCCUGGCUGGGGAGAGCAGGGUAUAAAUAUAUUAUUAUUAUUAUUAUUAUUAUUAUUAUUAUUAUUAUCUGUGCAGAAUUUUCCAAAUCCUUUUUGGACAGCUCUUAUUCCUGCUCAAGGUUCAGGCUUCACUAUGGGGAAAAAAAUUAAAACAUUUUUCUUUAAUUUUUACCUGUAGCCAUUUUUCGUUUGAAUUUUUCCAGGAUCAAAUAUCCUGGAAUAACAGAUUCAUUUAACUUCUAUCUAAGACCACAGGAGCCUCUUCCCUGGAAUCUAACUCUGGAUUGGGAACUCUUAAACCAAAAGCCAUAUAGGUGAGACAGCCAGGAUAAUGUAGAAUUCAGCAAUGGUUAAGGCAUAGUUAAUUUUAAUCUUGCAUAUAAUAAUAAUAAUAAUAAUAAUAAUAAUAAUUGAUUAUUUAUACCCCACCCAUCUGCAGCGAGGGAACCGCCAGAAGGCCCCUGGCGCUGGAUCUCAGUGUCCGGGCUGAAUGAUGGGGGUAGAGACGCUCUUUUAAGUUAGGUUUAAUAGUUAAAAUAUUCAUAUUUUAUUCAUAUUUUAUUUUGUUUUCCAUAUAAUCAGUUGUAUAUGUUGUUCCUUAUUUCUUUCUUCUCCAAAAUUCAUUCAUGUGUAAUGUGGUAUUGAUUUCUGUUUGAUAUUAUUAUAAUCUUUCAUAAAAACUUAGUUGGUCUAUAAGGUUCUACUAGACUAACAAACUUAGUUGGUCUCAUUCACUGGUCUUCUGCUGAUGUAUUUAAAUACACUUUCUAACGGAUUUUAGCUUCUCCCAAGACUUGAGUCCUGUUCAGUCAGACCCUUUUGCAAGUUGCAGCAAUGUAAGAACCUCAUAAUCGAAGGGUGCAUUUUGAGCUAAAAAUGUAAUUAAGCUUUCACCAUGUUAUUGUCAUGUUUUUUAGAAAAUGCAAGAAAUACUGUUUGCAUGGAGGAAACCGUCAGUUACUGUGGGUGGGUGUUUUCUUUUAAAGUGCAAUGGUAACCUUGUUAACGGGGUUUCUUUUUGCAGCAAUGUGGAGUGAAGAUCACACUAUUAACCUGAAAAAGGAGUGCUUGUCUUCUGCGCCAUGCUCUAAGGUACCUGCACAUGAAGAUGAAAAGGCCAAGUGGGUUUUUAAAAGGUACUUUCAAGUAAGUGACUCUGUCUAUGAUAUCAGCCGUAAAUUCUUGUUUUAACAUCUUGUUUAUUAUUUCUCCUUACGGGGUAGGGUGUUAAAGCCUGACUGCUGGAUUUGUUUUAAAAGUUAUAUUUGCCACUAAAUCCUGGAAUGUUUAAAAAAAAGAACACCACCCAUGCUUGGUUCAGUGAAAGCACAAGAAAAAAGAAGUUGUGCUUUGCUUACAAAAAGCUUAUGAUUUAUUCCACUGCUUUCUGAAUACUAUUUUCAGACUUAGGGUUUAUCCGUACUUUCUAUUGUUCCACCGCAUUCCUCUGGGGGGAAACCUCUCUUUAGCGCUCAAUCGGAACAAAUGGCAAUUCAAGUUUGUCCCAUUUGCCUUUUGUUCUGAUCUAUCGCUAAAGAGCAGGUUUUCCUUUGGAAAAGAACGGGGCAAGGGGAAAACCGCCCUUAAUCCAGUGGCAGAUUACCGUAUUUUUUCGUGUAUAAGACGCCCCCAUAUAUAAGACGACCCCAUUUUUUAAACCCAAAAUUAAGAAAUUAAGUUGUUUACCCUCCCAAUUGCCGCUGCCAAUCUCCUGCUUGCUGCUGCCAUUAACCACACGUCCCCCCUCUGCAUUCACUAUCCAUAUAUAAGACAAAAUAAUAAAAAAAUUCCUUCCGGUAGCACCUUAGAGACCAACUAAGUUUGUUAUUGGUAUGAGCUUUCGUGUGCAUGCACACUUCUUCAGAUACGUAUAUAAGACGACACCCAAUUUUUGCCUAUUUUUUUUUUUAAGCAAAAAGCAUCAUCUUAUACACAGAAAAAUACGGUAUGUUGUUGAUAAUGUAAUCAAAUAGUCUUUUGCAUUUUUACUCAAGUCCUGCUUAUUUAAUUGGGACUUAAACCCUAGUGAGUGUGCAUUGGAUUGCUAUUUGGGUCUGUAUUUUGUGUCAAGAGCUGGAGUCUUAAUAAUAGAUGUGAAUUGGGAAAUAGGGGGACCCUAUGGACGAGCCUCAGCAACCUCAGAUAUGCAGAUGACACGACCUUGAUGGCAGAAAGUGAGGGGGAAUUAAAGAACCUUUUAAUGAGGGUGAAAGAGGAGAGCGCAAAAUAUGGCCUGAAGUUCGACAUCAAAAAAACGAAGAUCAUGGCCACUGGGCCCAUCACCUCCUGGCAAAUAGAAGGGGAAGAAAUUGAGGCAGUGAGAGAAUUUACUUUCUUGGGCUCCAUAAUCACUGCAGAUGGUGACGGCAACCACAAAAUUAAAAGACAUCUGCUUCUUGGGAGAAAAGCGAUGACAAACCUAGACAGCAUCUUAAAAAGCAGAGACAUCACCUUGCCAACAAAGGUCCGUAUAGUUAAAGCUAUGGUUUUCCCAGUAGUGAUGUAUGGAAGUGAGAGCUGGACCAUAAAGAAGGCUGAUCGCCAAAGAAUUGGUGCUUUUGAAUUAUGGUGCUGGAGGAGACUCUUGAGAGUCCCAUGGACUGCAAGAAGAUCAAACCUCUACAUUCUUAAGGAAAUCAGCCCUGAGUGCUCACUGGAAGGACAGAUCGUGAAGCUGAGGCUCCAAUACUUUGGCCACCUCAUGAGAAAAGAAGACUCCCUGGAAAAGACCCUGAUGUUGGGAAAGAUGGAGGCACAAGGAGAAGGGGAUGACAGAGGACGAGAUGGUUGGACAGUGUUCUCGAAGCUACCAUCAUAAGUUUGACCAAACUGCGGGAGGCCGUGGAAGACAGGAGUGCCUGGCGUGCUCUGGUCCAUGGGGUCAUGAAGAGUCGGACACAACUAAACAACAACAACAUGGGCCAGCAGUUCUUAAGUCUGGGAAUUGGUUUGUGUACCAGCUCUGAGUGGAGUUGCAUUUCCCCUGAAGGAGCAGGUACACAGUUUGGGGAGCUUCUAGAUGCAUUGCUGUUGCUAGAGGCCCAGAUGGCAUCAGUGGCUUGGAGUGCUCAUUUCCAGCUUCAGUUGGUGUGCCAACUCUGACUGUUCUUGGACUGUUCUCAGGUUGUCCAGUUUCCAUUUCUUGAAAAUUGCACACAAAAAUAUACAAUGAAAGAAAGCCUUUCUUGAUUUUAUUGGUAUGUGUAAUUUUCGUUUUAGUGUUGAAUUGCGAAUAAAUAUUACAUUUAUGGGACACCUUUUAGUGCUAUUAUGCUUGUAGAGAAAUAACAAAAUUUCUCCUUUUUAUUUUUUAGACAUGUCAUCCUAGUUGUGAUUGGUCUUUGCUUUGUCUACAUGGUCAAAUUAAGCUUUCAUUCCAAAGAAUGUGACAUGGCAAGAAUUCAUUAUGUCAACCCUGAGCACGCAAAGGUUAGUUAUUAUGUCAUACUGAAAAAUACAACUUUAGCCUCCAAAUGGCAACUAGACAUUCCGUUUUGGUGACUGUGACCCUGGUUUAAGGAGCCAUUUGGCCCCUAGCUUAGAUGCCUGAGUUUCUAAGACUGCAUGUACAGUGGUACCUCGGUUUAAGAACGAUUUGGUUUACAAACUCUGCAAAACCGGAAAUAGUGUCUUGGUUUGAGAACUCUACCUCCGUCUAAGAACGGAAUCCGAACCGUGGAAGGGCACUGGCGGCGGGAGGCCUCAUGAGGGAAAGCGCGCAACGGUUUCGGUUUAAGAACGGACUUUCGGAACAGAAUAAGUUUGUAAAUCAAAGUACCACUGUACAGCUUAACUUCUGUGUCUUCAUCUUCUAGAGAGCACAGAAGUAUGCUGAGCAAAUUGUUCAAGCUGAGUGCCGGCCAUCUUUUGUGAAGACAGGGAUGGGCAGAUUAUUUAUGGAAAAGUACAGUAUGAACGCAUCUCCUUUUGUAAGAAGAGACAUAAAGACGCAAGAAGCCAUCUUCAAAUACAAACCGCCCUUUGGAUUUCACAAGUUUUCUGAAAAACUUCAAGACCUGUUGGAACUUUUACCCGAAUAUGACCUUCCGGAAAGCUUGCAAUCGAAGCCUUGUAAACGCUGUGUUGUCGUUGGGAGUGGCGGGGUUCUUAAUGGACUGGAGUUGGGCUACGCCCUGAACCAAUUUGACAUUGUUAUAAGGUAUAUAUUGCUUUUUUUCCCCCCUUGAAGGUUUUGAGUGAAACAUAGAGCUGUGACUGAAAUUCAGGAUCUUUGCUGAAAAAACAUUGGCCUCUGUUAGAUUUGUGCUUCCUGUGCUCAGUUUGUGAUCGGUCAUUUUCUAGUUACGACCGUUUAAAAUGUGAUUGUCACUACAGUGGUACCUCGGGUUACAUACACUUCAGGUUACAUAAUCUUCAGGUUACAGACUCCACUAACCCAGAAAUAGUGCUUUGGGUUAAGAACUUUGCUUCAGGAUGAGAACAGAAAUCGUGCUCCGGUGGCGCGGCGGCAACAGGAGGCCCCUUAGCUAAAGUGGUGCUUCAGGUUAAGAACAGUUUCAGGUUAAGAACAGACCUCCGGAACGAAUUAAGUAUGCAACCAGAGGUACCACUGUAUGCUUUUUCGUUUCAAAAUGAAUCAUAGAAUCAUAGAGUUGGAAGAGACCACAAGGGCCAUCGAGUCCAACCCCCUGCCAAGCAGGAAACGCCAUCUAAAUCUAAAAUUGUAGUUAAGCAGGAAAUACAGAGGAAUCUUUUAAGUUUGUCUUUACAAAACUCAUUAAGAUGGGCACUCAUUCAUGCGAUUUAUUUUACUUCACAGGUUAAAUAAUGCACCAGUUCAGGGAUACACAGAUGAUGUUGGUAAUAAAACUACCAUAAGGAUGACAUAUCCAGAAGGUGCCCCCUUAUCUGAACAUGAGUAUUAUCCAAAUGGCUUAUUUGUUGCUGUUUUGUUUAAAAGUGUUGAUUUUGACUGGAUUCAAGCAAUGGUGAAAAAUGAGACACUUGUAAGUAAUAGCCAUAUAAACACCUUAUCAACGUUUGGGUUUCCUGUUACCCAGUGCUAUCUUUCCAGAAAAAGGGGUGCCAGAACUGAGUUCUGGCUGAAAAAAAGCCCUGAUAUUACCUGUGUAAAUAACAUUGAGAGGGUUUUUUAAAGCUUAGGACUGCCAGAAUCAAUACGGUUUUCAUGUUUAUUGUUCAAAAUUCUUGGAAGUCUGCAUAAUCUGAGAAUGUCUAUCCCAUUUCAUGGAACGUAUUGCACUGUUCUCCCAAUUGGUGGCGCUGUGGUCUAAACCACAAAGCCUAGGACUUGCCAGUCAGAAGGUUGGCAGUUCGAAUCCCUGCAACGGGGUGAGCUCCCGUUGCUCGGUCCCAGCUCCUGCCAACCUAGCAGUUCGAGAGCACGUCAAAGUGCGAGUAGAUAAAUAGGUACCGCUCCAGUGGGAAGGUAAACGGCGUUUCUGUGUGCUGCUCUGGUUCGCCAGAAGCGAUUUAGGCAUGCUGGCCACGUGACCCAGAAGCCGUACGCCGGCUCCCUCGGCCAGUAAAGCAAGAUGAGCACUGCAACCCCAGAGUCGGCCACGACUGGACCUAAUGGUCAGGGGUCCCUUUACCUUUACAUAAGAACAUUUAGUCCACCAUGGAGGCAAAGCAUUACCUCCAUCAUGGCUAGGAGUGACUUAAACAUGUAAGUCCCAUGAUUUAUACAUAAAUAGCUAGUAGGGACUAUUACUAUGUGUACUCUUCACUUUUUCCAAACCUAAAUGUGUUUUGGGAGGGCAGUUGUAUAAUAAAAAUUAGACUGUAUUAUGACUCAUAACCCUGGGAAGUGUGUGUUAUACAUACGUUAUGGAUUCCAAGCUUUGUAAUCAUUUUAAUAUUAUUUUUCUUGCAGCCACUCUGGAUGCGGCUGUUUUUUUGGAAGCAGGUAGCCGAGAAAAUACCAGUGCUACCUAAACACAUUCGCAUCUUAAACCCGUUAAUAGUCAAAGAGACGGCUUUUGAUAUUCUGGAGUAUCCUGAACCUCGAGCGAUGUUCUGGGGCUGGGACAAGGUGUGUGUAUGUUUUGCGGAUAAAAGAAGAUGCUUGCAUUUUUCUGCUGCAGUCCAGUCAUUGUUAAGGAUACAUGAAAAUGCCUUAAUCCAGGGUCCCCCAAACUUGGGUCUCCAGCUGUAUAUAUAUAUAUGAAUGAUAUUUUUUAUUAGUUUUUUUAGCAUAUCGUUUUCAACAGUAAUUAACCAUACUUUUACAUCUUAUUCAAAUUUUUGACUUCCAUCAAUCCUGUCUGAAAAUUUUCUAAUCUAAUCUCUCAGUAUGCAUUUCUUAUCUUCCCUAUUACAUUUCAAACUCAUAACCAAUAUCUCUAUCUUUUUCUACUUUGUAACACUUCGUAUAUUUCUCCUUACAAAACUUCUUGUAGUCCUACUAGCGUAAUUUGUUAAUUACAGUUGUUCUUCAAAUAAUUCAUAUACUUCUUCCAAUCUUCUGUAAAUCUCUGGUCCAGCAGGUUUCGAAUCCUACCUGUCAUUUUGUCCAACUCUGCAUAGUCCAUUAAUUUUGUCUGCCAUUCUUCUUUCGUCGGAAUUUCUUCUUGUUUCCAUUUCUGGGCUAACAAUACCCUUGCCGCAGUUGUUGCAUGUAAAAACAAUUUAACAUCUUGUCUAUUAAUGUCCUCACCUAUAAUACCAAGUAAAAAUGCUUCUGGCUUUUUUAAGAAUGUAUAUUUCACCAUCUUUUUCAUCUCAUUAUAUAUCAUUUGACUGCAUUCCACUGCAAUUUUGUUUAAUUUGCACAGGUCUGUCUUAAGUUCCAUUAGACAUGGAUAUGGAAAUACUUUUUUAUGUAACGUGCAACAGACACACGUAUCUCAUCUAUCGACAAUAUUUACAUACCAGCUGCUUCCCCUGGGUGUUCCCUGUCAAAGCUGAUAAGUUUCCAGAGGUGUGGCCCUGAUAGUCUUGUGCAGCAAAAACAGCCAAGAAUUUUGUUGCACCUGAAAGACAAAUCAAUUUAUCAGCUUUUGGCCAUCUUCCAGCUCUACAAAUCUAUGAUCAGCUAAUACAGUCAUACCUCGUGUUGUGUUAGGUUCAUGUUGCGUCUUUUCAGCUUGCGAAUGCGCCAAACCCGGAAGUGUAUACUUACGGGUUUCCGCGUCCGCAGAAGCAGCGCUCUAGUUACAGACUUUUCAGGGUGCAAACGGCACCCCGGAACGGAUCGAGUCCAUAACUAGAGGUACCACUGUACCUUUAACAUCAUUUGCUUUUAUUCUUGAUCAAAAGUGUGAUUGUUAGUGUGGUGGUUUUGUUUUUAGUUUUCUUUGUUUGCUGUGGUCGGUUUUGUUUCUUUCUUUACUAGUUGCCAUUGACUGCAUUGGAUGGCUUUAACUAAUUUUUAUUGAUGUCACCUGGUGCCUUUGGCAUUAGGUAACUUAAAUAAAUUCAGUAAAUAACGAUAAAUCACAAUUUCGCAGUAAAACUGCAGUUUCAAAACAAAAACCAAAAACGGUCAUGUAAAAUAGAAUAUUGCAACAGCCAAAAAAGUCUCUAAAGGAACUUAAGACAGACUUGUGCAAAUUAAACAAAUUGCAGUGGAAUGCAAAAUAUCAGAGAUAGCAUAAGAAAUCAUAAUUGCAUGCGCAUUCUCCAUGAUUUUCUUCAUUUUUAAACCAAGCAAAGAAUAUCAGGCAUGGCUUAAGUCUAGGGAAUCUUGUGGUUGUCAGUGUUUGGACAAGAUGAUGAUCUAUUAAUUUAUUCCUUUACCAUAUUCAUUAGUAAUUAGUUGAUUUUCAGCAGCAGUAGUGUGUAAUAUGGCAUUGUCACCCUAAUAUAACAAGCAUACUCUAAUUUGGGAAUGUCAUUUCCUCCCCUUUAGAAUGUGCCUACCAUCGGUGUGAUGGCUGUGGUUCUGGCCUCACAUUUAUGCGAUGAAGUGAGUAUAGCUGGAUUUGGAUACGAUCUGAGUCAGCCCAACACCCCAUUGCAUUAUUUUGACAAUCUUUGCAUGGCUGCGAUGAACAGCCAGAGAAUGCACAAUGUGACUACAGAAGCAAAAUUUCUUCAGAAGCUGAUAAAAGAGAGAAUUGUAAGAGACCUCAGUGGAGGAAUACAUUGCGACUUCUGCGGAAAGACAAGUUAGUGACUGAAAAUGAUCCCAAAGACUGGAUUCUGUGUGUUCCUGCAGCCUCCUCCUCCCCAAAGGAGGCACUCUCAGUUUUUCCAUCUUGCAGGAUGCCCUAAAGGACUUUUGAUUACCGUGUUCAGCUGCUUUCCUUUUUAAUUUUAUGUUCAGUUGGGUAAGUAUUUUUUAAUGUACAUGAAAAUAACGUUUUGCUUCCCACAAGGAUUUUGUGGGUAGUUUAAAUUUCCUUAGUGCAUAUUUAAUGGUUUAGUGUUUGGAAAGAGAUCCAGAACCUUUUUAUUAUAUAGGUUACUGUGCCUAGAGCUGUGUUUCUUGACUUCAUGAAGGAAAAAAUUCUCAAUUGGUGGUUCAUUCUCACGUCGUGCAGCACUUUUAAAUGUGUGGAUUUAUUUUUAUUUUUAUUAGAGAACAUGAAUAUUGGGAUAUGGAAGUGACUCUCAUUACUGGGUGAAGCGAUCACUUACGGUACAUUCCCUUCCUUAGACCAUAUUCCUGACAUUUUAAUUCUUCCUCCAGUCAGCCUUUUACACUGCAGAGCCAAAGCCCCUUUUCAGUGACAUGGCCAGAAAGUGCAGCAUCUACUCCCAAUUUAGAGACCAAUUUAGAGACCAAUAAUCACCAAGCAUGGUCUGGGCUGGGGCUGUUUGAUAUCCGUCUUACUGUGAAGACGCUGACUUCCUUGAAACAAGCAAAUAAGAACAAUUUUGAUAACCCGGUACAGUAUUACAGUAUAGGUGUUUUUUAGGUGUAAAGUAUUUCUCUCCUUCCAAGUCAUGCAUUACCUAGGGAGGUAUAGCGAUGAUACGGCAGCUUCCCAUAAGAUCUGAAUAUCCCACGUGAUUCAGUCUUUCAAAUGUGGUAAACCUGUGGACCUGAUGCAGCCCUCCCAUGAUUUUUUUUUGGGGGGGGCACCCCCAAUGUGAGGGACGCGGGUGGCGCUGUGGGUUAAACCACAGAGCCUAGGGCUUGCCGAUCAGAAGGUCAGCAGUUUGAAUCCCCAUGACGGGGUGAGCUCCCGUUGCUCGUUCCCAGCUCCUGCCAACCUAGCAGUUCGAAAGCAUGAAGUGCAAGUAGAUAAAUAGGUACCGCUCCGGCGGGAAGGUAAACGAUGUUUCCGUGCGCUGCUCUGGCUUGGCAGAAGCGGCUUAGUCAUGCUGGCCACAUGACCCGGAAGCUGUACGCCGGCUCCCACGGCCAAUAAAGCGAGAUGAGCGCCACAACCCCAGAGUCGUCCACGACAACCUAAUGGUCAGGGGUCCCUUUACCUUUACCCCCAAUGUGGGUGGUUGCUGUGAAUCGCAAACUCAGAGAGCUCCCUCCUAUUUCUGAUGCACUCAUCUGUUAGCAGCAGUAGAUGGGGACAGGAGGAGAGGCAAGAUUUCGGCGCCUCUUUUUUUUGCUGCCCAUUGCAGAAUGCCGCUGCCAAGGGACCAUUACACCAAGAAACAUCCUCUUACCAUCCUCACACCAAGUGGUAAGAGUUGGAGUCCAGCAACGUCUCGAGGGCUGACAGUUCCCCAGUCCUAAUGUUAAGGAUGGCGUACGUAGAAACGACAAAUGAAAUAGUAUUCACCGUUACGGGUUGGUUGCUGUGGUGUGAAAUAGUAAUUUCAUGAAGAAUGAGGUUUCUGUUAAGAUGUGGUCCCGGUGGUGUGAUGGGACCCACAGUAGAGAUGCUUCUUCCUAACAAGAGAAACCCCUGCAGAAGAUCAUGUGGAAGAAGCCCAGUUUUCCAGGGGUGGUUCCUGGUGUACGGUAAAAGUGCAGUGUUGGCUUCUCAAGUUAUUACCCUGAUAUGAUAGCAGGGAGCGAGACUGUGGCAGUUAUCAUGGGUAACAUAGGACCUAGGGCCACUCCAGACUGGUGUUUUAUUGCAGGCAUAUUCUGCAUCAUUUUCUUGCCACAUGAAUAGUGCAAAAAUAGUGGAUGUGUUCUGCUUUAUUAGUUCUGCGAUGCUUCCCUAAUGCCACAUUAUUGAUCUCCAGAGGAGCAAUAGGAGCAUAAGAAGCUGCCUUAUACAGAAUCAGACCAUUGACCCAUCUAGCUCAGUGCUAUCUGUUAUCAUUGUUUAUUAAAUUUAUAGAGCACCUUUCAUCAGGAGAUCACAGGGUGGUUGACAACAAAACGAGGACGAGGAAGAGGUGGGCAGUCUUGAUGGAGCACUCUUCUCAAUCAGUGCUGUAAGUGCUUGUGGAAAAGGAAUAAUAAUAGGUUUCCAGAGCUGCGUGUAGAUUGAACACACUUAAAUGGGAGGAACCCUGUACAUGCAUCUUCCCAAGAGCCUAUGUUUAUUGAACAAAUAUCUCAGCAAGUUCAAGGAUUUGGCUACAUCCAAAUGAAAAAGAAGUCAGAAAGCUGACCAGCUUCAUCUGGCUUGUGAUGCACAUAAGAGGAGCUUGCCCUCAAUUUAGACACACUCUGUAAGAAAGCACCCAAUUUAGAUCAUGCUUGAAUUCAUAUAAUAAGAAUUUGAGGAGCACAACGUUCAGCCUUCCUAGUAUUUCAGGCACGAGUCUCUCCCAACCCCUACCUAGAGAUGACGGGGAUCGAAAAUGGGACGUUCUGCUUGCAAGGCAGACCUUCUGCCACUGAGCUUUGCUCCCUCCCCAGCACAGCCAAAGCAGAACAAAAAUAAACCAGAACAUUUGUGGCAUAAAAGGUGAUGGGAUUUUAGCAGGACAUUGCAGGAUAUGCACUGAUUGGAAACGAAGCGGCAAGAUCGCCCCAAAACAUUUGCAGGUGGGAACAAUAUUGGAAAGGACACCCAAAUUUUUUAUUUAUUUUAUUUAUUGUAUUUAUGUCCCCCUCCCCAAUUAAUUCCCACAACAGCCUUGUGAGGUAGGUUGGGCUGAGAGGCAGUAGCUGCCGCAAAGCCACCCUGUGAGCUCCACGGCCUAGUGGGGAUUUGAACCCAGAUCCUAGACUGACACUGCAACCACUACACCACACUGGCAUUGCAAGCACAAAUUAUUAUGAAUGUGUGCAAUAAAAAAUGAUGUCUGGAGGGGCCUACCUAAGUACUAAUGAAUUUUUGUAUGAAUUGCAUCGGUUAUAAUAAACGUUAUUUCCAUC
This is a messenger RNA of Podarcis lilfordi (Lilford's wall lizard), 21455 nucleotides long. Lineage: Eukaryota; Metazoa; Chordata; Lepidosauria; Squamata; Lacertidae. The record is from the annotation of a GenBank genome assembly.